This is a messenger RNA of Parnassius mnemosyne (clouded apollo), 1650 nucleotides long. Lineage: Eukaryota; Metazoa; Arthropoda; Insecta; Lepidoptera; Papilionidae. The record is from the annotation of a GenBank genome assembly.
AUGGUUGAACUUUACGGACGUGUUUUCCUUUGUCUCACUGGCGACGAGGAUGGGAUGGUGAAAAUCGGCGAAAAAUACGUGAAAAUAGAAAAUACGGAAAAUUUAGACUGCGAACAAUCAGCGUGCAAAAUGUCGGUCGGAAAGAUUAGUGAGUUUGACGUUAAAACCGGUAUCUGGACUGCUUACGUGGAGCGGCUAGAAAUGUAUUUUGUGGCAAAUUCAGUGAAGGACGAAAUUAAAUUGCCUACCUUGAUCGCGGCUAUGGGUGAAAGGGCGUAUGAACUGUUAUCCACCCUCGCGAGUUCUAAGAAACCCAUGGAACUUACGUAUGUGGAUGCAGUUGUACUAUUACGUAAUCAUUUGCAACCGAAACCAUCUCCGAUGGCGGAACGUUAUAGUUUUAGGCAAAGAAGACAAACAGACAGUGAAUCAAACAGUGAUUACGUGGCGGCAUUAAGGAAACUAUCUAGACAUUGUGAAUUCGGUGCAGUCCUACAGGACAAUUUACGGGAUCAGUUAGUGUGCGGACUUCGAAGUGACGUCAUACGGCAGAGAUUAUUCGCGGAAGAAAAAUUAUUGUCCUAUGACAAGGCAGUGAUUUUAGCGGGAUCGCUGGAGGCAGCGGAGCGGGAAGCGGCGCUUGUGGAGUCGAGCGCAGCGGUGACGUCAUCGCGGACCGCGGGGCAGCUGCGUGGCGAGGGCGGCGGCGGGGCAAACGGGGGGCUGAACGCCAUGCGCGUCGGCCAGCGAGUCCGCCAUACCCGGCACAGCGCAGUAGCGGAUGCAUUGUCGCGAAUGAUUUCUACCCAUAAAGAGAAUCUGCCAAGACAGAUAGUCAGUGACAACGGUCCGCCAUUUACUAGUCAGGAAUUUCAGUUAUUUCUUAAGGAUAACGGUAUAGAAUACAUAUUUUCAGCACCCUAUCACCCGGCUUCGAAUGGCGCAGCUGAGAAUGUGGUUAGAAUGGGCAAGCGGGUUAUAAAGAAGGCACUAGUACAGGGUGUGAAUAUCGAUAUCGCGCUUAAUAGGUUUCUACUCGUUUAUCGUAACACCGAACACUGUACUACCGGUGUGAGCCCCGCGAAAUUAUUACAAGGUCGUUCACUGCGCACACGCCUCGACUGUCUGAAGCCGGAGCUGAGGCCCCGCGUGCGGCGCGAGCAGGCGCGGCAGGCGCGCGCCGCGGGCGGCAGUCGCCGGCAGUUCGCGCCGGGAGACCGCGUAUGGUACCGCGAUUAUCGUAACUCGGUUGUAAAAUGGUUAAAAGGAGAAGUACACUCCAGACUAAGAGAAACGGACUAUAAUAUUCUAGGGGCUGAUAAAGUCUUUAUUCAUAGACAUGUCGACCAGAUAAGACCACGAUCGGGGGAGCCGGAUAGGGAAGGGGAAGACCGGGAUGUUUCAGAAGGAGGAAGAAGUUCAUUAUCACGUUCCUAUCUAGUGUAUCCGAAUGGCUCCUCUCCAGUGGUGGAGGAAGAGGCCGGUUCGAGUGGCAGAGAGGCCGCGGCCGGGUCCGCGCCCGCCGCGACGUCCCCGCGCCCCCCGCCCGCCCCGCAGCCGGCGCCCGCGGCUCCGGGCCCGGCGAGGGAGCGCCCCAACCCGCCUAGAACUCGUAGGGCCCCGCGACGUUAUGGAUUUGAUUUUGAUUAG